AUGUCGACAGCAAAGGGCAGAAGCACCCAUGCAAAAGCCAUUUUAGGCCCUGAACUCUACGCGCAGCUCGAAAAUACGCAUGUCUUGCUUGUGGGUGCAGGUGGAAUCGGGUGUGAGCUCCUGAAAAAUAUUGUUUUGACGGGAUUUGGGAAGAUCACCCUGCUUGACCUUGAUACGAUUGACUUGUCGAACCUCAAUAGACAGUUCCUCUUCAGGAAGAAGGAUGUGAAGCAGAGUAAAGCAAUGAUUGCCGCGCAGACCGCCGCUCCCUUCAACCCCAAUGUCAAGCUUCAUCCCAUCCACGACAACAUCAAGGAACCGCAAUACGAUAUCCCUUGGUUCCAGCAAUUUGACAUUGUUCUCAACGCCCUCGAUAAUUUGGACGCGCGACGGCAUGUGAACCGCAUGUGCUUGGCCGCCGGCGUACCAUUGGUAGAGUCUGGUACUGCAGGCUACCUCGGUCAAGUCCAACCAAUGCUAAAGGACAGAACCGAAUGCUUCGACUGCAUUCCCAAACCGACGCCCAAAACCUUCCCUGUGUGCACUAUCCGCUCAACACCCAGUCAGCCAAUACACUGCAUUGUUUGGAGUAAAUCCUACCUCAUGGGACAACUGUUUGGCGAAGACGAGGAUGCCGGAGGGGAACUUGACGAAGCAGAAAAACAAGGCGAGAAUGCCCAAGAAAUUGCCGCACUACGUAAAGAGGCAACUGCCUUUAAAGCGGUUCGAGAUGCUCUCCGUUCGUCGAAGAGCGAUGAUGUUGCUAAAACUGUGUUCAAGAAGGUUUUCGACUCGGACAUCAGGAACCUUCUAUCCAUGGCGGAUAUGUGGAAGUCUCGGACCCCUCCAACACCGUUGGACUACGAUGGAAUCCUAAGCGGUGAAUUCACCGCAAAGAAGCCAAACGCACCUGCGCCACCUGUCGCCAAUGGCAAUGCUGUUGCGAGCAGCAGCAAGUCCAGUGACACCGCCGCCCCCGCAAAUGGCCAAACCAACGGAAAAUCCACAUCUGGGCUAAAGGAUCAGAGGUCUUUGUCCUUGAAGGAUAAUUUGGAACUUUUCAUUGACAGUACUAAACGCCUCGCGCAUCGACUCCAAAAUGGAGAGGAUACCAUUUCAUUCGACAAGGACGAUGAUGACACGUUGGACUUUGUUACUGCUGCCUCGAAUCUCAGGUCUACUGCGUACGGAAUCGACACCAAGACGCGCUGGGAAGUCAAGGAGAUGGCAGGAAACAUUAUUCCGGCCAUUGCCACCACCAACGCCAUCGUCUCGGGCCUCAUCGUCCUGCAAGCCCUCCACCUUCUCCGAAAGACUUACGACCGAAUGCGCAACGUCCACAUCCAGUUCAAGCCUGAAGUGCCUCUGAGCACUAUCACCCUCAGCCCGCCAAAUCCUCAAUGCGGUGUCUGCCGGGACACCUAUGGACUCCUGCUUUGUGACCCUUCGCGAGCCAAGCUCGGGGAGGUCGUCAAGGGCCUGCUGGGUGACGACGACAGAGAAGUGAGCGUGUUCGAGGACAAGCGGAUGCUCAGUGACCCAGAUUGGGACGACAACUUUGACCGCACUUUGGAAAGCCUAAAUGUCACUAGAGGGAAGUUCCUCGCUAUUGUAGACGAAGAUGGAGAGCUCUCGACAUUAUCCAUUGGACUCGCACCUCUGCCUCCGAACCACCCUGUGGAUGCGCCCCCUUUCAUCUUACCUUCACCGCUCCCUAAGCCAAGCAGGAAACCCAAACCACGGGCGCCUACUCCUGAAACCCCCCACAAGGCCAACGGAAAGCGAACACUGCCUGUGGAGAACGACGACGGUAUCAUCGACCUUGCACCUACCCCCAAGAAGCCCAAGUUCAGUGUUGCCUCCAAUCUCCCGCUCAAGCGCAAGGCGGAGGACGAGCCUAGCCCAAGCAAGAAGCGCAAAUUGGAAGAAGAUGGACUCGUCGUUCUGGACGGCGCAGACGACAAGAUUGAGGAACAAGACUACAUCGUUAUUGACGAUUAAUGGGUUCCCAUUGGCGAGGUGUUUUUUUCUUUCUGAUUCUUCCUAUGUGUAUGCGUUCCCAUUAGACUGCUCGAGUAUGGGAACUAUGCGGACAUUAUGACUGGUACUUCUCAUCAGCAUAUGGUCCUUUAUAGUUUGAUCCAGAACCUCGUGGCUGGUUGUUCUCUCAGGAUGGAAAGGGGGAUGGGAUGGGAUGUGAAGGAGGACAGCUGGGCUUUGGUCGGAUCCUGUCUGAUACCGUCGACGCAACUGAACAUUAUGCUUCGCCUUACUUUUCGUUACUGUAGGUUUUCUUAAUCGCGUAUUCGCCUUCCAG
Messenger RNA from Coprinopsis cinerea okayama7#130, 2317 nucleotides. Its product is annotated as Uba2. Gene Ontology annotation, biological process: protein sumoylation. The transcript has 10 exons. Bases 1 to 2001 code for a protein of 666 amino acids. The record is from RefSeq and is a predicted model, not a curated record. Gene Ontology annotation, molecular function: SUMO activating enzyme activity. NCBI's taxonomy places the organism in Eukaryota, Fungi, Basidiomycota, Agaricomycetes, Agaricales, Psathyrellaceae. Gene Ontology annotation, cellular component: SUMO activating enzyme complex; cytoplasm.